Messenger RNA from Mesocricetus auratus (golden hamster), 1925 nucleotides. RefSeq names its product rhomboid domain containing 2 (gene Rhbdd2). Gene Ontology annotation, molecular function: serine-type endopeptidase activity. The record is from RefSeq and is a predicted model, not a curated record. Gene Ontology annotation, cellular component: membrane. Bases 91 to 1176 code for a protein of 361 amino acids. The transcript has 4 exons. NCBI's taxonomy places the organism in Eukaryota, Metazoa, Chordata, Mammalia, Rodentia, Cricetidae.
ACAGCUGCCGGUGGAGACCGCGGCAGGUAGGCGGAAACUGCCGAGGCGGGCGGGGAGCGCCGAAGGGGCGCGCAGGAACGUCUGGCGGCCAUGGCGGCCCCAGGGCCCGCGAGUCGCUCCUGGUGCUCGUGUCCCGAGGUGCCCUCCGCCACGUUCUUCACCGCCCUGCUCUCGCUGCUGGUGUCGGGGCCCCGCCUGUUCCUGCCGCAGUCGCCUCUGGCGCCUUCGGGGCUGUCGCUGCGCUCCGAGGCCCUGCGCAACUGGCAAGUUUACAGGCUGGUGACCUACAUCUUCGUCUACGAGAGCCCUGUCUCCCUGCUCUGCGGCGCCGUCAUCAUCUGGCGCUUUGCCGGCAACUUUGAGAGGACCGUGGGCACCGUCCGCCAUUGCUUCUUCACGCUGAUCUUCACCGUCUUCUCCGCCGUCAUCUACCUGUCGUUCGAGUCCGUGUCGUCGCUGUCCAAGCUGGGGGAGGUGGAGGACGCCCGGGGGUUCACCCCCGUGGCCUUUGCCAUGCUGGGCGUCACCUCGGUGCGCUCCCGCAUGAGGCGGGCCCUGGUGUUCGGGGUGGUGGUGCCUUCCGUGCUCGUGCCCUGGCUGCUGCUGUGUGCCUCCUGGCUCAUCCCUCAGACCUCCUUCCUGAGUAACGUCUCUGGCCUUCUGAUCGGCCUGUCGUAUGGACUCACCUACUGCUACUCCCUCGACCUCUCUGAGCGAGUAGCUCUGAAGCUUGAUCAGAAGUUCCCCUUCAGUGCCAUGAGGAGGGUUCCCCUGUUCAAGUACAUCUCAGGUUCUUCUGCUGAAAGAAGAGCAGCACAGAGCCGGAAGCUGAACCCUGCACCCGGCUCCUACCCCACACAGAGUUGCCACCCUCAUCUGACCCCAAGUCACCCUGUCACCCAGAUGCAGCAUGCCAAUAACCAGAAACUAGCCUCCUGGCCUCCCGGUCACAUGCCCAGCCUGCCUCCAUACCAGCCUGCUUCUGGCCUGUGUUAUGUGCAGAACCACUUUGGUCCUAACCCCAAUGCCUCCAGUGUGUACCCAGCUCCUGCAGGGACCUCCCAGGGGCUACAGCCUCCCUCCUCCAUCAGUUGUCCUGGCACUGUGUAUUCUGGGGCCCUGGGUACCCCAGGGGCUACUGGCUCCAAGGAAUCAUCCAAGGUCGCCAUGCCCUAGCCAGUCUGCAGAAAAGGCACAUUGGGCAGAGAAAGGUCUACCCGAGCGAGGAAUGUCUUAAGAGUUAUUUAUUGAAGCCAGGGCGUGCUGGCCUGUCAUCCCGCUGCUUGGAAGGUCAAGGUCUGUCUGGGCUCCAGAGCAGUUUCAAGGCCAGCCUAGGCUGUGUAUAUCACAAGACUCUAUAUUAAAACUAAUAAAAAUAGGUGGGCCUGGGGCACUGUGGUAGAGUGUUUACCUAGAAUAGUCAUCAGCUCCACAAAGGAAAAAAAAAGGAUUAUUUAUUAAAUACCUCUGUUGAGUACUUCCAUAAAUGUCCCUAUAUAUCUGUGUCGUCUCCCCUCAAGGCAGCUCUAUGAAGUAAAGUUUACUGGCCCAGCUUUCAGACACAGGAAAUAAAACUGGGUGUGGCGAGCCAUGCCUGUAAUCAGCUGUGAUCAAGGCGGGAUGGGACGUUGAAGGUCGUCCCCAGCUACUAAGUGGGUCUGAAGCCAGCCACCGCCUACGUGAGGAGUAGGACAGCCUGGGAUCCCAUGGAGUCUGAGGCUCUGCAACCCCUGCUGGAAAGUGCGGUUGUCAUCGGCACCCGUGGGUCCUUGCUGGUGUCUGGUGUGCCUGGGACAGUCUGUGACAUCGUCUUCCCCUCCAGCCCUCCCUGUCCUGACUUCUGCCAGGCAGUGGUGACCUGCAGCAGCGUGCUGGUGGUCCUUGCUGUGAGUUAACCUUCAUAUAAACCAGCCUCCAACCUGCCA